Elephantulus edwardii (Cape elephant shrew) is the source of this 873-nucleotide messenger RNA. It is a transcript of the gene RFNG, whose product is annotated as RFNG O-fucosylpeptide 3-beta-N-acetylglucosaminyltransferase. The record is from RefSeq and is a predicted model, not a curated record. Gene Ontology annotation, molecular function: O-fucosylpeptide 3-beta-N-acetylglucosaminyltransferase activity. The transcript has 8 exons. Gene Ontology annotation, cellular component: Golgi membrane. NCBI's taxonomy places the organism in Eukaryota, Metazoa, Chordata, Mammalia, Macroscelidea, Macroscelididae. Gene Ontology annotation, biological process: pattern specification process; regulation of Notch signaling pathway. The annotation marks the transcript as partial.
CCUGGCCCGCCAGCCGCCGCCCAAGUGGCGACCUCCGCCCGGCCAGCGGCCAGCCUGCAGCCCCACGAUGUCUUCAUCGCCGUCAAGACGACCCGGAAGAAUCACGGGCCGCGCCUGGGGCUGCUGCUGCAAACCUGGAUCUCCCAGGCCCGCCAGCAGACCUUCAUCUUCACUGAUGGGAACGAUCCCGCACUGCAGCUCCAGGGGGGUGAUCACGUUAUCAACACCAACUGCUCUCCUGUGCACACACGUCAGGCACUGUCCUGCAAGAUGGCGGUGGAGUAUGACAGGUUCAUCGAGUCAGGGCGCAAGUGGUUCUGCCAUGUGGAUGACGACAACUACGUGAACCCCAGGGUCUUACUGCAGCUGCUGGCCUCCUUCUCACCCAGCCAGGACAUCUAUCUCGGGCGGCCCAGCCUGGACCAUCCCAUUGAGGCCACUGAGCGGGCCCCAGGGGGCGGCACUGUGACCACCGCCAAGUUCUGGUUUGCCACCGGUGGGGCUGGAUUCUGCCUCAGCAGGGGUCUGGCCCUCAAAAUGAGCCCCUGGGCCGGUCUGGGCAGCUUCAUGAGCACUGCGGACAGGGUGCGGCUGCCGGACGACUGUACGGUGGGCUACAUUGUGGAGGGGCUGCUGGGAGCGCGCCUACUGCACAGCCCGCUCUUCCAUUCACAUCUGGAGAAGUUGCCAAGGCUGCGGCCAGAUGCUGUGCUCCAGCAGGUCACCUUGAGUUACGGUGGUCCAGAAAACCCAUAUAAUGUGGUGAACGUGGCCGGAGGCUUCAGCCUGCAGCAGGACCCCACUCGGUUUAAGUCGGUGCACUGCCUCCUCUAUCCAGAUACAGAGUGGUGCCCUGCCAGGAAGUUGGGGUGA